UGCAAAAGUAGCUAAAUGGAUGGAUAAGCAUGUGCUCCUGACAAACUUCAAAAUUUCUGUAAUAGUUAUUUGAUCGGUUCACAAGAUGUUGCCACGUACAGUUAUGCAUGCAGUUCAGUUAUCUGUGACAAGCACAUCUAUGUAGCUGGGCUGGUCAGCGGUGGAGGAGUAGGAUAUUGACAUCAAUGCUCUCAUACAGAAGAAAUAAAUGGCUGCAGAUGGAAAUGGAAUGGACGGUUGGGACCCUCGUCUUGAUGACUAUGAGUGCCAGAAGUUCAACACAUAUGACCGAGGGCCAGGACAGUAUUUGCCCAGCAAAAUUGAGAGAAGCAAGUCUGAAGGUAUUCAGCUGUACAUCACUGGUAUUCCCAAUGAUCUGACAGAUGAUGGACUAUACAACCUGUUUUCCCAAGCGGGCGCUUGUCUUCGUACUAAGAAGUGUGUUUCUAAGAACCCUGAUGCUGGAGACACUUAUGGAUUUGUAAAUAUGGGAUCGGUUGCUGAUGCAGAUGCAGCGCUGGCCAAAUUCAACGAGUUCAAUAUUGGCCGCUUCCGAAUGCGGGUUAGAAUAGCAAUGUCAGAGGAGGAAAUGAAGAAACGAAAAGAAAAAAAAUUGGAGGAGGAAGAGUUCGUCAAGUCUUUACCUAGUCGAAGACCGAAAACAAAAACGGCUGUUGAGACCAGUACAGACAGCGAUAGUACAUCUGGAAGCCAACAGAAGGUGAAUGGCAGUACCAUGGGGAAGAAAAAGAACAAUCAAGACAUGAGCAAUGGACACGUAAUAGAUAGAGCUGGUGCACAGCAGUAUCCUCUGCCAGCCAGUGAAUAUGUUAGUGGAGGCUACCCUUAUGAGGGUAGCCACAACCCUCACAUGCAUGAAUGGGCUUCAAGGGGAAUAGGAUUACUCGGUUACUCACCAAACUCGCCAUAUCCACCACAGUCCUAUCAUUCAAACUCUCCAGGUAUAGUUGGUACUUCUCCUUAUCAACAUGGCAACCGUGGCAGGAUGUCACACAUGUGGGGCACGACUCAAUAUGGCAGACAAGUUGCUAUUGAGAAUGAACUGCAAUCUGCAGAUCCUGCUGUGUUACUCUGUCAAACGUGUCCAACUCUGAAUGAACGUUUCAACAUUAUAGAGAAUUUCAUGCAAGGUCAAAGAAGAGGCUACUACGGAUCUCCCAGGAGGGGUCGAGGAGUUCAACAUCAUUUCCCAAAUCCUUACUAUGAGGACUUUAGAUAUCAGGGUGGCUAUGGCCGUGGCUAUCCACAGGGUGGUCCAUCUUAUCAACCCAGGGGCAACUACCAUGGGGCUGGAGGACAGAGACAUUUUAACAAAAAACACCAUGAAGGUAACGGACGUGGGCAGCCCUAUAUGAACAACGAGAACUUCAGAGGUGCCAGGCAAGGCAACUUCCCUAAUCAAGGCCCGUUCCAAGUUCCUUUUGAGUGCCAAAGUUCUCAUCCUGGUAGCAUGGAAUCUCUGAACUCAAUUCCGGGCAAAGCAAUGCCCAAACAAAAGAUUGAAACCCACCCAUGUGCUCUCUGUGAAAAACCAGGGAGCUUCCAGUGCAGCAAGUGCAAGACAACGUACUGUUGUGUAGAUUGUCAGAAGGCUCACUGGGAUGAUCACAAGGAGCGCUGUAAAGAGAUACAGGCCUUCCAUAAGCAAAUGAAAAAAGAAGAUGAAGUAUUUGGUGAAAUUUCAAUAGGAGAGGAUUUAAUACAGAAAAUGGUCACUGGAGGUGCCCUUGAAAAAAUGGAAGAAGCGAAGAAAGAUGCGACACAGGGAGCACCCCAGGCAGAAAUAGAAGGCAAAACAGGAAAGCAACCAAAACCACAGGAGAAAACUCCCCCAAAGUCUGAAAAGUCGUCUAGUCCUAAGGGGGCGGGGACUAAGUCUCCGACCACAAAGGCGUCGCCACCACAACAGGAGAAUGCAGAAAAACACAGUAGCAAAGCACCUCCCAUGGCUUCACCAGACAUGGUCCCGCUCCAAGUUCAGAGACGUGCUGCUGAUACAAAAGAGCCCAUGAUCAAAACACCUCCAACACCUUCAGUGCCAAAACAAGCGCGUGGAAAAUGCUUGAGACUUUCCGAGAUUCCAAUCGGCUCUGAUAUUCAGGUUUGGGUAUCAGAAGUGAUUGACCCACACAACAUAUGGAUACAACAACCUAAUGAAGAAAACAUCCAGGCUCUGACCCUUCUCAUGGAUGAAAUGAAAACAAUUUACGACCAGACCAGUGAACAUGUAGCCUCCCCAGUGGUAGGGGAUGUCUACUCGGCCCAGUUCAGUCUGGACGGUAACUGGUACCGAGCCAAGGUGGAUGGCAGACAGGGGUCCGACAUGGUCACAGUCACCUACUUAGACUACGGAAACACAGAAACCGUGGCAAUCACCAAACUGCGCCAACUGCAAGAUAGUAUGACGACUCUGCCUGCUUUGGCUGUUAAGUGUAGCCUGGCAGAUGUGAGUCCAAAGAAGGAAGGUUGGGGAGAGGCUGUCGAUGUGCUCUUGUCCCUCAUACCACCAACAAUGGCCUCAGGGGUGGCGUAUAUGAUAAAGGCACGCUCUGGUCAAGGAGACUGUUAUGUAGUCGACAUGCUGGAUGGAAACGGUGAAGAUGUCCAAGGAAAGCUUGUGAAAGCUGGAGUUGUUAAAGUUCCUGAAGAGUCGACACUGGCCAGUGAAGCUGUUUCCUCUAGCCCACCUCUUGCCUAUAGUUCACUUCCUCUGAAUGAAAAAGUGCUGGUGCUGACAAUGGAUGUGUCAAGUCCUGAUGAAAUCUGGGUACAGGAAGGCAAUGUGGAUAAGAUCAAACAUGGAAUGUCCAUCACAGAUAAACUCAAUGAAAUGAUUAGCAAAACGAAACUGAGCUCUGUGACAGACGUCAGGCUGGGUGAGAUGUAUGCUGCAUACAGUGCCAAAGAUGCUGGCUGGUACCGUGCUCGUGUCGAUUCGAUUAGAGAAGAUGGAACUGUCAACGUUACCUACGUAGAAUUCGGCAACAAGGAGAAUGUGUCAUUAUCACAAAUGAAGGAGCUGGACUUGGCUAUGAAGUCUGAACCUCUAACUGGAGUACACUUGGUUCUUGAUGGCAUAGUAGCCCUACCUGGAGAAGCGACAUGGAGUGAUACCGCUAUAGCCACGCUCAAAGAAUUUGUUCUGCUGUCAGAUGUGGCACAAAUCUCCUACAUAGCCGAGGCUGUGGGCCGCACUGCCACCUACACUUCUGUCAGAAUGACGGAUAGUCAAGGUUGUGAUAUUGCUGAUAAGUUGGUAGAGGCUGGUGUUGUAAGGAAACUUGCUACUGAUGCCUCUGCAGACACUCCUGCUGCUCCAAAACAAGAGGGUGCUGCAGCCGAACCAGAGUUCAAAAGAAUUUCUGUGAUGGCUAAGGACCUGGGAAGUGUAGCCGACACCCUCAGCCCCAAUGAUGUUGUCCCCAUCAUGAUCACGGAUGUCACCUCCCCAGCUGAGUUUGUGGUACAGCUCAACCUCGAACCUCUCAUACGACCAUUUGCUACCUUCAGUGCAAAAAUCAAUAAUGCUAUGCAAUCCACGCCUGUUGGCUACAAGCCGCAGCAGGUUGGUGAACUGGUACUAGGGAUGUACGAGGGAGUUUGGUACAGGGCAGAGGUCAUCAGCCUCGAUGACAAGGAGGCAGAAGUUCGCUAUAUUGAUUUUGGUAAUAGCGAGAUGAAAGAGUUCUCUCUGUUGUCAGCUGCUAUUGAGUCUUGUGAUUCCUUACCUGCCCAGUCUGUCAGAUGUUGUUUAUAUGGAGUAAACCCUCCAGAGGUUUGGCCGCAGACUAUCCUUCAAUAUUUUGCAGCAUUGACAGAAAGCCCGCUUGAAGCGGAAUUCAAAUGUAUGAAGGACAAUAUAGCCUUGAUUGACAUAAAAGAAGAAACAGACAUGAGGACAGUCUCUUCGUCUAUCAAACUGGAACUGGAAAAUCAAAAGCCUGGGUCUGCACCUCCAGUUUCUACAGUGCCUGAAGUGGAGAACCCUAGUGUCUCUGCACCUCCAGUACAGGCAGUUAUUCCUAAAGUAAAUUCAGAUAAAGUCACAGACACGGGGCCUAUCAUGGCUUCCGAUGUUUCCGUGGAAACCCUACCAUGUACAAUUGAAGAAGCAGCCAUAUCAUCCAUUGUGGACUUUGAGUCUUUCUACAUACAACUCGCAAAAUUGGGGAGGAAAUUAGCGGAAUUACAGGAGAGUAUUUCAGUUUAUUGUGCUUCUGCUAGUCCAUACAAACCAGUUCAGGGUGAGUUGGUGUGUGCCAAGUAUUCCCUAGAUGAUCAGUGGUAUCGGGCCAAGGUGAUAGAGACACUGGAGGAAGGUCAAUUCAAUACUCAGUUUGUUGAUUACGGUAACUGUGAGGAGGUCGGUACAGACAAUAUCAGGAAGUUGGUUCCCUCACUUAAAUCUCUGCCCUGUCAGAGUAUUCAUUGUAAACUUCAUAAUGUCACCAACGAGGGCCAGUCACAAGAGACCCUCCAAGCCUUUGCUCAGAUAGUUGGGGGAGGUAAAGUCCAGGUGGAGGCACAGAACAUUGACGGAGGUGUGUUCUCCAUACUUCUCACUACCGCCGAUGGAGUCGACGUCAACAGUAUGUUCCAGGUAAAGGUCACGAGUAAUCACCAACUCUCCCCACAUCCUGAAGAACGGAAGACGGGGAAAGUUAAGCUGUCAGAGAUAGCAAAGUUUGAACCUCAGGAAAAACAGUUUGAUGUUGUCAUCUCGUAUGUUGCGAGUCCUGAAGAGUUCUACUGUCAGCUGGCCAGCACAGAAAACAUCCAAGCCCUGGAACUCCUGCUGCAGAAUAUCAUGUUACAAUGUGAGAUGGGGAACACAGACCCGUCAUUCACACAAGAGGUGGAUGACCUCUGCUGUGCUCACUUCACCGAUGGGUCGUGGAACAGAGCUGCCAUUGUGAAGGUUUUCCCUGACAAUACACUUCUUGUUCAUUUCCUCGAUUUUGGUAACACUGAGAUUGUGCCAAGGGACAAAGUGCGACCAAUUCUGCGCGAGUAUAUAGAACUUCCUGUACCGGCUUUCAAGUGUUCCUUACAAGGUUUGAGUCCGUUAGACACAAAUUGGACAAGAGAGGCCUCCAAUAAGCUUGAGACAUUCUACAACAAGAGACUGACGGUCCAGAUCCUUGGUAAGGUGGGCAGUCAGUACAUGGUGGAGCUGAGUGAAGGGGAUGUUAAAGUCUCCGAUCAAUUGGUUCAAGCUGGAUUUGCUAAGAGGGCUCAAGCAGAGCUCAGUUUACCACCGGACGAAGCUGGAGCUCAGCCUCCCAGCCCAGAUGAGGCCGACUCCAUCAAGCAACAGAUUGCUGCUCUCGAGGCACAACUACUGGAGUUAAACAAAAAGGAAAAGAAGGGUUAGAGAGACGAGAGUGAUUUGGCUUCAUGGUGAAGUUUUUAUGGCGGAUUACCGAAGCAGACCAAGAGAUUGAUUCUACCGGCUGCUGAUCGAUACCAACUGCAUUCAAGAAUACAUCUGUUUGCCUGGUAUUUGUAAAUGGACAAUCAACCAAACAUAUAGACCCAGGUGGAUUUACAGUUAGACAAUUGAGACGUUUCAAGAAGAAAAUGAGACACGUGUUGAUGUGAGCAAAUCCCAUGUGUUGUAAUAUUAACCAAUCGGUUGUAUUAGAAAAUCUGUAUAACACUCCGACACAAGAUGUGUAGACACAUGUUGGUACACCGUACCUUUGAUAGGUUUGGUGUAAGGUCACUGUCUUACUGCCUCGUCACAUCUUCAGCUUGUAGAUGAAAUCAGCCAGUUUUGAAUUUGUCUACAAGUAUUCCAUGCAGAAGAAAUGCCUUCUUGAUGAAACAGUAUGUCACAAAACAUAUAGAAUAAAUUAAUCUCUCAUUUCUACCAGGUCACAAAACAUAUAGAAUAAAUUAAUCUCUCAUUUCUACCAGGCCACAAUCCACCAGGUAACCAGUACUGGUUACCAUACAGUAAUUUUGAGUUGAUACUUACCAUUAUAUAUAUAUAUAUAUUUUUCGAAAUCACCCUCUUCUUAAUAUUGAUCUAGAAAGGGUGAAAACGUAAUGGCAAAACUUUUCCAUUUUCUGCAGUUUACUUCUACAGUGAUGGGUGUUUACACAAUUAAUAUGGGAGACAGAACGCUUUCUAUAUGCAAAAAAAUAAAUAGUAAUUGCUUCAAACAAGUCUCAUAUUUCAUGGAUCACAAUUAACUGUGAUAUAGUAACAGUUUUCUUCUGGCUCUUAUUCCGAGUGGUUUGUUUUGUUUGAGUAUCAUUGUGUACCAAGGUUAUCCUGUAUUAUCAGUUUGAAUAUAUGUGUUGGUUUAUAACUUCACCCUUUUAACCACGACAACAAUGUUGAACACAUGUAUGAAGAUUUUAAGUAGGAAACCUACAAUUUGAUCACAAGAUUGUGGAUUAUUUUUCUUAUAUUACCUACAACUGUGUAUUUUUUUUUAUUUUUUUAUUUUUGUUUUUUAUUCAUUGAGAUGAAUUGUUAGAAUUGAAUGCCAAGUUGUUUGGCUGCUGUUAAAUGAUAACCAAUUCAAUCUUAGCCUUAACAGUAAGUGUACAAUACCUUUUCAAAGUAAAUCUGAGUCUAUAUAUAUAUUAUAUAAUUAUAAUAAACAGUUAACCUUCUGCGAACAGAAGUAAUACAGGAAUCAAUCGGAGUGCACCUAGAAAACCUAAUAUGGGGCUAGAAAGCUAAGACCAUAAUCCUCCCAAAAAAUUCAUCCACUGGUAUUUCCAUCUCUCUAUGGAACUUGUGUGGUCAAGGAGAAUACAGUAUGUCCAAUGGUGUUUGGGUCUUAGUUUAUACCACAGCAUCAUCACAUUCUAUGAUCCUUUAGAAACAUUGAUUGUAUGAACACAAUUAUGAUGCCUUUUCUACCAAUUACAUGUAAUGAAACUGUAGUUUAGUGUAAUUAAAAUUGUAUUUUUGUUAAGUUUAGAUAUUUUUUAGGUGAUUCAAAUCUUAGAAGAAAAAAUCAAAAGAGGAGAUAUAGUUUGCAAUACUAAGAGAUUUGAUUGACUCUUAUCUUAAUAGAAGUUACAUAUAUUAUUUCGUUUAAAUUGAAUGUGUCUAAAGGCAAGUUAUAAGAUAUAUUGUGAGUGGUCUAAAGCCUUGCACUAGAUGUUCUGAAAUGACUGUCGUGGAAAUUAUAUCCAUGAUGGGAUCUUUUUUCCCCCUACGACCUUGUCACUUAUGAGUUCACUUCUUCUUCAGUAAUUUGAAGAACAGAGAGUUGAUUUUCUCAAUGGUAGAUAGCCGAGCUGAACUUUAUAUUAUAUAAAACAAAAAAUGUUAUCUUAUGGUUUCCAAUCCUGAUGAUUUGUUCCCCACCAGUACAACCAGAGGAGCUAACAGGAGGAUCUAUACUUUAUUAGUCAGUCUGUGUUUCAUUUUGGGGUAUAUACAGUACAGUAAAACCCCACUUACUCAAACUUUUGAGGCCAAGAUCAAGUGUUUAAAGGUUGGUCCUAGAUCAUCAAGUAUUUAUCUGUCAAAUCUAGAGUGAUAAUUAUUAAACAUGCGUACGUAUUGUAAAACAAUACGCAUGCUAUUCUUAAGCAUGUCGGCGAUAGCUAUGAGUAGUGAAACAAAUAUAAAAGGAACAUAAAUAAAGAUUUGCAACAUUAAAUCAGAUAAAAAAAAAAAAAUCUGAUAUAAACAGUGUUCGAUGUGAAACAUUUUCUGAUAUAAAAUUAGACAUGUGCAUAUAAAGCAAUGAAACGUAAAUCCUAGACGGUAGACUGUAGCCUUCACCCGAAGCAUUUUCACAGUACCGGUAAAUGUGCUACACAGGCAAAAUAUCUGUCGAGCGUGACAUGUCACACCUGUUUAGGUUGGAUUAACACUAUGACAAUAAAGAGCUUCGGACAAAUUUUUGUUCAAGGAAUACUGGGAAUUGGAGGAAUAACGGUCUGACUAAUCCAGGGUUACUGUACAAAGAAUAUGUACGAACUCGAUCUGGACAAAACAAACUUAAGACGAAUGAGGGGUAUUCAAGUAAACCGAGUUUGAGGAAGUGGGGUUUUACUGUAUACUCUUUCUUCUACAACUCACAAAGUUUAUGUAGAAAUUCCUUACGAGAUGAAAGAGUGUUUCAAAGUAUAAUCUGAUUUUGUGCCCCACUUUAUCCUUUAUGGUCGUUAGUUCAUCGUGCAACACUUUUUCUGGGUCAUAUACUAGUGUCUUCUACUCUCUCACCUAUACUUGCCAAAUUGUUUAUGCGAGUACCUCUUAGGAUGGCAGAGGGUUGCAAACUGAAAUUGUGUCACAUGCCCUACAGUAUACAAAUGUUUCCACACUGUGUUGAACGAUGAAAACUGACACAUCUUGAUAAACAUACACAUUGCCAGAGUAUUUUUAUGUUAUAUUGUACUGAUUUAUGUCGGUGACAUUACAAUACUCUACAAUAAAUGGAGGCAAAUUGAAAUCCUUUGGCAUCUUAUUCAAUAAAUGACUUCCAAAUAUGAAUAUAUUUGAGAGGUUGUGCAAGGAGGCACUAAACUUUGAUAAUAUAUAGGUGGAGGGGCUAUCAAAAGGUUUAUCAACAUUUGUAUGGUUGGCUUUAGCAAAAAUAUGAAAGUAGGUUGUAGGGUGUCUGCUUGUCUGCCCCAUCUUCCUAUAAUUAUUUUUUGAAUAACCCCCUAGUUUUACAUGUUACAUAGUGGAAUAUAUCUAACUUUUUUUUUUGUUACACACAUUCACAGGCACAUUUACCAUGGGUUUUAUAAAACUGUUAAUGAAAAUACAUCCUUUUAUUGUUUUUCUGAAAUGUUGUUAUCACUUUUGUUUAUAUAUUAGUUAUGAAUUUUUCUUCAUUUUCUUUUUCUUUUUUAAUCUUUUUUAAGGACUUGAGCAUACAUGUUUGUUGCCAUGUCCUCUGGUAUUGGUUAGAACUAAGGAUCUUUUCUAUAGACUUAGGGACAUACACACUUUUUAUUUUGAAACAGCUUCAAUAAUAUAACAUGUGAACACAAGAGUCAUUUAAUGUGUAUGAAAAUGGUGUUAGAUAUUGUCUAAAGAUAUGGAGAAAAAAAUUGAGAUGAUAUGAGGAAAAUGACUCUUCCGUUAAAGAUCUAUGGACAUCUUGUUGGCACUUUCGUGGAACCAUUCCACUAGUAGGUCCAUUGCUGUAAUCUCUGCAGUGUGGAACAUGUCACAACAUGCAGUGGUUACUCUUCCACUUGGUUAAGACUGAAGAUGGACUUUAAAACGCAUAAUGUUUUGCUCUCUUGUGUGUUUUAUGCAUACUUUAAGAAAAAAGAUGUUUUUCUUUUUGCAUAAUUUCUUCUGUGAUGUAGCAGAAAUGUUUUUAUUUCACUGUUAGAAUUCUAUUGUAUGAUAUGUGGUUUUGGUAAGGGAUUAUGUUUCCUGUAACCAGCAGUUGUUAAAUAAAUCUCCCUUAUUCCAGGUAUUACAUAUAGUGGGAUCAGACAGGUGGUGCUAUACUAUGUAUGUACUGGGAAACACUGUGUAACUUGAAAAACUUCUAAUUAAUGGUUUUACAAUAUAUAUAAUACAGUGAAACAUCGUAAAUCUGGGCUUAGUUAAUCAGGAAAACUUUACGUCUGGACAAUCAUUCUUUUAGAUGAAUUUAACAAUAAGUUUUUAGUUGCUGUCAAACCUGUCUAUAAGGACUACCCAAGGGAGAUAACAAACCUGUCUAUAAUAAAACUGCCCAAGGGAGAUAA
This is a messenger RNA of Mizuhopecten yessoensis (Yesso scallop), 9711 nucleotides long. RefSeq names its product tudor domain-containing protein 1-like. Bases 209 to 5395 code for a protein of 1728 amino acids. Lineage: Eukaryota; Metazoa; Mollusca; Bivalvia; Pectinida; Pectinidae. The transcript has 32 exons. Gene Ontology annotation, molecular function: RNA binding. Gene Ontology annotation, biological process: spermatogenesis. The record is from RefSeq and is a predicted model, not a curated record.